UCUGGGUGCGUUGUCCAUCAAAGAAAGACGACACAUCGAACACGUCUAUUCUUGAAUUUUUUUCUUUCAGAUCAUGUUCGUUGGUGGCUACUCUCGCUGGAAAUAAUUGUGACUGUGGCGUUACCAGAGUACUAGUUGAUAAGCAAUGCAUAGAGCUUGAACAAAGCGGAUUUCUGAAAGAUAUUCUCCGCUGCGUCCUGACUCCGGAGUCAAGCAGACGUCAACUUGUGUAUCGUACUCGUUUCUGAGCAACUAAAAGAAACUGACGGAUUUAUAAUUCACAGAACUAGAAGCAAUCAAAAACUGGAGAAAAUUGAGUGAUUUUCAACAGCAAGGCAAUUGAGGAUGAGUCGCCGCUCAAAUGAUGCCUCGCCCGAACCUGCGCCCUAUCUUGGGAUAUUCCUGGUGGCAACUGGUAGUGACGCGGAUUGUCGUCCAGAACAGAUUCGAGCCUUUCUUCAGAAGCAUGUUGGUCCGGUACGAAUUGUUACCAGCUCUCGAUCUUACACUAAUGACAAAACAUUCCUGACCAUGGAGUUUGCAUCACAGAAUAUGGUACGCGACGCCAUUGAAAACUAUAACUACUCAAGGAUCAAUGGCUGCUUGAUCAACAUCAAUCGCUUCCGCAGUAAGAACAUGCAAGGGCGCAAUGCAUUUGGCGGGUUUCAGAAGGGCUUUACUGUGAAGCAGGACGGCUCGCGACAGGGCCGUGUCCAUCAGAGUGUGCGGGGUCGAAUGAAUAGUAACUUGUCCAAGCAGGAGCGCGAGCGCAUGAUGGACGAAAAGAUGCGCCAGAUGUCACCCGCGUCGGCAGCACGCUACAUCGAGUCUCGCCUGAAUAGGCAGCGCGACCAAAGCGACUCUCGGUCUCGCUCCUCAUCGUACUCGUCCCGUGGUAGUCGCCGACGGGGUCGUUCCGGCUCUCCCUCCUACUCUCAUUCCCGCUCUCGGUCGCGAUCCUACUCGCGCGACAGGUCCUACUCAAGGUCCAGAAGUCACAGCAGAAGUCCGCAUCGCGCUGGCAGACACAGCAAAUCACCCUCCUCCAGGACUCACAGCGUAUCACGUUCGAAAUCACGCUCUCCUCGGGCUCGAUCACAUUCGCAUAGCCGAACACACUCACGCAGCCGCAGUGGCAGCCAUCGGAGAAGCGGCAGCUAUGAUGAAGACAACUACCGGCAUCGGCGGCGCCGCUCCAAGAAAGGCAGGAGAAGACAUCGCUACUCAGACAAAAGCGACGAUGAAGAUGGUGAUAAGAAGAGUGGUGGCAUUGAGAGCAUAUCUGUGGGCGAUGUCAUGCUGUCCGUUCCUCUUGACACUUUGACCGAGGAUGAGCAGAAAAAGGUCCAGGAAAAGCGAGAGGAGAUGUCAACGGAGUUUCGUCAAGAUUGCGACACUGUUAUCCAGGUGGCAAGACUCUUCUCUAACUACAGUCGUCAUGAGCGUGACCUGGAGAAGAUGCUUCGUCGUUCAUUGGCUGCAAUUGGCCAGCGGUACGUCAGUGACUUUGAAGGCUGGUUGAAAGAAACCAUCCCGCAUUCUGUCGAAACUACCAACCAAACCGACACUGCAAUUGAAGCAACGUAAGCCUGCAUCAAAUGAUGUGUUGCUAGGCUUAGUCUAUCAUUCCCCGUUGUCAUCAUCGACUUCUUCUCCUUCUCCUUCCCGGCUCUCUUCCUUCUUCUUUUUUAAAGUCCUGCUUAGCACAAUGCCUUGCAGUAACCCACAUAUCAAACACAUUGCCGAUUUAUCCUAUUUAUUAUCUGAGACCCCCUUGAGACAAAUACUUUUAUUCACACAACAGGUGACAUUAUUUGUACAUAGCCGAGAGCUGUACGGGGUCGCACACAGCUCUGUCAUUUUACCAUGUAUAUCAGUUUACAGGUCUAGUAUUUCCCUUCAAAGUACUGGGUUCGUGCCACAUCAGCUAAGCUAAUAAUUGCUCAGUUUUUUAGGUUUUGCACGACAGAUGGAGUCUGGAGUCGCACGCUCAGUUCUUCAUCACAGAUGGAGUCGAUUUUCAUCUACAUUGCAGUCUUGUGAAUAGCAACAAAAGUCUGUAUUGUGCUACUGUGA
Sycon ciliatum is the source of this 2076-nucleotide messenger RNA. RefSeq names its product serine/arginine-rich splicing factor 4-like. The transcript is spliced from 6 exons. The record is from RefSeq and is a predicted model, not a curated record. Gene Ontology annotation, molecular function: nucleic acid binding. The coding region runs from base 346 to 1587 and encodes 413 amino acids. Lineage: Eukaryota; Metazoa; Porifera; Calcarea; Leucosolenida; Sycettidae.